This is a messenger RNA of Pristis pectinata (smalltooth sawfish), 1170 nucleotides long. Its product is annotated as galactosylceramide sulfotransferase-like. The transcript is spliced from 2 exons. Lineage: Eukaryota; Metazoa; Chordata; Chondrichthyes; Rhinopristiformes; Pristidae. Bases 1 to 1170 code for a protein of 389 amino acids. Gene Ontology annotation, cellular component: membrane. Gene Ontology annotation, molecular function: galactosylceramide sulfotransferase activity. Gene Ontology annotation, biological process: galactosylceramide biosynthetic process; myelination. The record is from RefSeq and is a predicted model, not a curated record.
AUGUCCCUGUUUAUCAUCCUGUACACAGUCUACAACACGCAGUCCCCCUCUCCAAUCCUGUGCGCCCGCCCUGGCCCCCCUGCCCCCUCUGGGACCCCCAGCCCCUGCUCCCCUCGCUGGGACCUCCUCUUCCUCAAGACCCACAAGACAGGCAGCAGCACCGUGCUCAAUGUCCUGUUCCGCUUCGCCGAGCGGCAGGGACUGAGUGUCGCACUGCCCGCCGGCGGACGGCACGACUUCGCCUACCCCGCUCCCUUCUCCCGCCGCGCCAUCUCCAGCUUCACCCUGGACUCCUGCUUCAACGUGGUGGCCAGCCACAUGCGCUUUGAGCCUGGCGAAGUGGGCCGCCUCCUGCCCCUCGAGCGGGCCUACUUCACCGUCCUCCGCCACCCUGCCCGCCUCUUCGAGUCCAGCUUCCGCUACUUUGGGCCCAGCGUCCCCCUGACCUGGGCCAUCCCAGGACCGGACAAGAUGGCCGCCUUCCUCCGCCACCCUUGGGCCUACUACAGGCCUGAGGCCUACAAUGCCCACUACCUGCGCAACCUCCAGUUCUUCGACCUGGGCUACGACAAGGACAUGGAUCCCAGUCACCCGGCGCUGCCCGGGAUUUUCCGGGCCCUGGAAGAGCGCUUCCCACUGGUGAUGUUGACCGAGUACUUUGACGAGUCCAUGGUGCUGCUCAAGGAGUUCCUGUGCUGGAAGUUGGACGACAUCGUCUACUUCCCCCUCAACGCGCGGGAGCCCAGCGACAGGCCCGCCCUGGACCCGGAUUUAGAGGACUUGGCCCUGUCCUGGAACAGGCUGGACUCCCUCCUCUACGCCCACUUCAACCGCACCUUCUGGCGCAAGGUGGAAGCGUUCGGGCGCCGGCGGAUGACGUGGGAGGUCACUGAGUUGCGCUGGGCCAACGGCAAGAUGGCGGAGGCGUGCCUGGAGGGAGGGGGGCCAGUGAGGGCCGGGCUGGUGAGGGAGGCCUCUCUCAGGCCCUGGCAGCCAGCCGGAGGUGGGGGAAACAUCCUGGGCUACAAUCUCAGGCCCGAUGUCGAGGACGCACACCGUGACCUCUGUAUGGCCAUGCUGACCCCCGAAAUGCAGUACAUGUCCAGGAUGGGUGCCAACCUGUGGCGGGUCAAGGCCUGGUCUGCCCUGCGUGGGAUACUGGGAUUGUAG